GUUGAGAAAAACAAACCGUUACUCAAACCUCGUGUUUCAUUGACAUCAUCAACAUUCAGUGUCAAACUGGAACAGAACAACAAGCAAAAGGUUUCAGAGAGAGAGAGAGAGAGAGAGAGAGAGAGAGAGAGAGAGAGAGUUCAGUUCAGAUCCAAUCUUUGGUAGAUUGUGUUAUCCUAGGAUUCUCCGAAGAUGGUUGCUAGAACCCCAUCAAAGCAGAGGAAAAUGCUAGCUGCUCUCAACCCUGUUCUGAUUAGAGAAACACUUAACAAGGUGGAUCGGUGCAUGGCUCGGCUUCAGGAACUUCAGUACACUGUGGCUGGUGGAACCAAGGUGGUGUCAGGGGUUAGUCUCAGCCCUCGCAGCACCAGAGGUUAUCUGAGAACGAGUCUCAGAUGUAAGCAAGAGUCUGCAACCAGGGUCAAAGUUGGUGGUGCCUCAAGGAGAUCACCAGUGGGGAAGUUUCCUUUUCCAGCAAACACAGGAGAAUGGAAGAGAAUGUCAUUGCCUGCAAUGCUUGUAGGCGAAACUGUUGGAGAAAUUUUACAGGCAACUCAAUUUGCCAGAGAAAUUGUUUCAGCAGUUGGUAACAAAUUUGCCUCCGAGGACCCAAAAACUCCAAUGUCUCAAAGACCAAACCAGAAAGCAUCCCCUGAAAGCAACACACAACUCAAGGCUAGAAGGAAGAAAGAGAAGCAAACAAAAAAUGAUAGUCCCCCAUCACUUCAAAGGGCUCGUUCCAGGAUCAAUUUCAAGGUUUCUCCUCCAAAAGUUAGAGAACUUGAUUUGCAAAAUCACAGGUAUUUGGCAAAUAGGGUGUCUCCAAGGAAUAAACCAUGGGCUAGAAAAACUGUACUAUUCCCCAACCCUUUGUUCCUGUCCACAAACUCUUCUUCAUCACAGCCACAGCAGCAACAAUUUUGCAAGACAAGGUCACCUAUCAUAUCAAGGAAUAGAGGAACUCCACACAAGUUUUUGAUCAAGACUCCACCUUCAAAUUCCAAAUUCAAAGCCAAGAAGAACAAAAGCCCACCACCACAUGUGUCUCUUUCACCAACAAGACCUGCAGGCUUGAACAAGAGUUCCCCUACAAGAAAUAGAGGAACCCCACAUAAGUUUUUGAUCAAAUCUCCAACUUUAACCUCCAAAGUUCAAGCCCAGAUCAAAAGCCCACGGGCUCCGUCUAUUUCCCCCUCAAGGCCUGCAAGUUUCAGCAGGAGUUCCCCUACAAGAAUCAGAGGAACCCCACAUAAGUUUUUGAUCAAGUCUCCAACUUUAACCUCCAAAAUACAAGUCAGAAGCCCACGGGCUCUGUCCAUUUCACCCAUAAGACCUGCAAAUUUGGGUAGGAAUUCUCAGAAGAGAUCAGCUGCGUCUAAUUUCAGACGAUCAUUCUCUCCUUCAAGAAUAGCAAGCAGAUUGGCUUCACUUUCACCAUUGAAGAGGAAGAAAACUGUACAGAAAAGUGAUGGGUUGUUUGUGAGUGGACUGAAGCAGCGUCCAGCAUCAACAGUGCGAUUGAACACUGUCCGAAGAGUUUGAGUUGAACACAAGCUUCAGUUACUUGCUUGGUUUUAUUUCAUCACAAUGCCAAUUCUAUAUUGUCCAUAAGUAUGCUUUUCUGUUCCUAUUUUUUUUGUUGGGUGGUGAGAAUGUCCACAACAUUUUCCCCUCACAUUCAUGAAAAAUCAUAAGUUCAAUGUCAACUAUUCUUUGUUGAAUAUUCUUUGAUUUGUUA
This is a messenger RNA of Lotus japonicus, 1738 nucleotides long. Its product is annotated as microtubule-binding protein TANGLED. Gene Ontology annotation, molecular function: microtubule binding. The transcript is spliced from 3 exons. The coding region runs from base 193 to 1542 and encodes 449 amino acids. The record is from RefSeq and is a predicted model, not a curated record. Gene Ontology annotation, biological process: regulation of phragmoplast microtubule organization. NCBI's taxonomy places the organism in Eukaryota, Viridiplantae, Streptophyta, Magnoliopsida, Fabales, Fabaceae.